Messenger RNA from Drosophila virilis, 915 nucleotides. RefSeq lists its product as uncharacterized. The record is from RefSeq and is a predicted model, not a curated record. Lineage: Eukaryota; Metazoa; Arthropoda; Insecta; Diptera; Drosophilidae.
GUUAGUGCGAAAAGGCAGUGUCAAGCUGUUCUAUUUUUUUUUCUAUUUUUUUCUGUGCUUUAUUGUGUUGCCCCUUCUGGGAUAAAAUGUUUAAUUUUAUGUUCUAAAAAAGAAAAAGUGUUUAAAUCAUAAUUUAAUAGUUUCUUCUGAUAUGUUAAAGUGUAUUUCUGUGUGUUCCUGUUUUGUGAAAAAAUAUUGAAGUUUUUUGACCAACGGAAGCUGUUGAGAUUUGAAUAUUAUAAGCGAACAUCUCUAGGCCCUCAGAAGGAAUACCUCAAUGAAUUUGUCUACGGUUUUUAUGGAUUUCAUCUAAGAUGAAAUGUGUACCAGAUUUUACUUCUUCAAAACUGUGGCAAUAAUUAGUUGUGGGUGCUGUCCUCCUCGAUUCUCAAAAAUUCAAGUAGGCCCUGCUGAAAUUCGACUAGGCGUUGGCUCCAACGGCCUGGAGGAGCAGCUCUGGAGGAGGCGGUGGAGCAGGAGGAGGUGGGCGGCUCUAACGAUAUGGGCUGUGCGUUGGUCUCCAAUCAGUCUGCCAGAAGUCAGGAAGUCUGAGUGCUGUCCUCCUCGAUUCUCAAAAAUUCAAGUAGGCCCUGCUGAAAUUCGACUAGGCAGGGUGCGUUGGCUCCAACGGCCUGGAGGAGCAGCUCUGGAGGAGGCGGUGGAGCAGGAGGAGGCGGCGCAGGAGGAGGUGGGCGGGUCAUUGGAAAUGAAUGUCACCCAUCAAAUUUUUGGCAACUAUGUCCACCAAGGAGGGAUGUAUUUUCAAAAAGUGCGUAACAUCCAUCAGACGAAUCGAUAUGUUUUCCACACACCAAUCAGUCAGUCAGUCGGUCAGUAAGGAAGUCAGAUCCUCGCGUGCAAGUAAAUGUCGUUGGCCAAUAUGAACUCGCACAACAUUAUAAAGGAACUUAAUGU